Molecule: messenger RNA, 1776 nt
Organism: Glycine soja
Lineage: Eukaryota; Viridiplantae; Streptophyta; Magnoliopsida; Fabales; Fabaceae
Product: probable polyol transporter 6
Exons: 2
Coding region: 55-1593 (512 amino acids)
Biological process (GO): transmembrane transport
Cellular component (GO): membrane
Molecular function (GO): myo-inositol:proton symporter activity
Source: RefSeq, a predicted model, not a curated record
AUAUUAAUGGUCAUCACUUGAAUUCUUUUUCGAUCACACUAGCAACAUUAAAAAAUGUCUGCGAAAGAUACAAAUGGACAAUGCCAACUGCCCAAGGAAGAUGGUAAUGGUGAAAAUGGGGACAGUCAAAAGCUCAACAAGUAUGCUUGUGCUUGUGUGACGGCUGCCACUAUUAUCUCUGCUAUAUUUGGUUAUGUAACGGGAGUGAUGGCUGGAGCACUCUUAUUCAUAAAGGAAGAACUUCAGAUCAGUGACCUACAAGUGGGGCUCUUGGCAGGGAUCUUAAAUGUGUGCGCGCUACCUGCAUGCAUGGUUGCAGGAAGAACCUCUGAUUAUCUCGGUCGCCGUUACACCAUCAUUCUAGCUUCUGUCAUCUUCUUAUUGGGCUCCCUUCUAAUGGGCUAUGGCCCAUCCUAUUCAAUCUUAAUCAUUGGAAGAUGCAUUGUUGGAAUAGGUGUAGGUUUUGCAUUGAUCAUAGCACCGGUUUACAGUGCAGAAAUUUCAUCCCCUUCCUACAGAGGCUUUCUCAUUUCUCUCCCAGACGUUUCCCUCAACUUUGGACUCUUGCUUGGCUAUGUCUCAAACUACUUCCUUGGAAAACUGUCUCUGAAACUUGGAUGGAGAACCAUGUUGGUUGUUCCUGCAGUUCCUUCACUUGUUCUUGUCAUUCUCAUGUUCAAGUUGGUAGAGUCUCCAAGGUGGUUAAUCAUGCAAGGACGUGUAGGUGAGGCAAGGAAAGUGCUUUUAUUAGUCUCUAAUACAAAGGAAGAAGCUGAAAAACGCUUGAAGGAAAUAAAAGGUGCUGCUGGGAUUGAUGAAAAGUGCACAGAAGACAUUGUCCAUGUUCCAAAGCAAAUUCGAAGUGGUGCAGGAGCUCUUAAGGAACUGUUGUGUAAACCUUCACUACCAGUGCGUAAUAUACUAGUUGCAGCUAUUGGAGUUCAUGUGUUCCAACAGGUUUGUGGAAUAGAAAGUAUUUUGCUAUAUAGUCCAAGGGUGUUUGAGAAAACAGGAAUCAUGGACAAGAGCAUGCUCCUUCUAGCCACGGUUGGUAUGGGAAUUAGCCAAGCUGUGUUUACAUUCAUAUCUGCUUUCUUGUUGGACAGGGUUGGGAGGAGGAUUCUGUUGCUGAUUAGUGCAGGUGGUGUGGUUGUGACCCUCUUAGGAUUGGGUUUUUGCAUGACCAUGGUGGAAAACUCCAAAGAAAAACAAUUGUGGGCAAUGGGUUUUACCAUUGUUUUUACCUACAUAUUUGUAGCUUUUGUGGCUAUUGGUAUUGGACCUGUGACGUGGGUUUAUAGCUCUGAGAUUUUUCCCCUCAGGUUGAGAGCACAAGGUCUUGCCAUUGGUGUGACUGUGAAUAGAAUUGCCAAUGUCGUAGUGGUUACCAGUUUCAUUUCAAUUUAUAAAAAGAUAACAUUAGGCGGUACUUUCUUUAUGUAUGUUGGUAUCACUGCGUUGGCUUGGUGGUUCUACUACUCCUUGCCUGAAACCAAAGGAAGGUCAUUAGAAGAUAUGGAGACAAUCUUUGGGAAAAAUUCCAAGUCGGAGAUACAAGUGAAGCCUGAGUUAUGGAUUUCAUGCAUGAAAUAAACAAUGAUCUUUAGAGAGUGAGCAUUUAAUUAGCCAGGGUCAUGUUUCUGUCGCUGAUAUAAUUUAGGAAAAUAAUAGGUGUACACCUAGAUAACACUUAAAUAGAAAAGUGUGUAUCAUAAGUUAUAUGAUAAUAGAUCGAGAAAGAUAUAAAUAAUAGCUAUUGACAGAAUAUUUGAUAUA